CACGCUGGCUACGGGAGCUUGCUAGCUAGGGAGUAUAGUACUGGUAGUAGUAAGACCGACGACGUACUGGCGAACAUUUAAUUGCCAUCCAUCGAUCUCAACUGUGCCCCGACCAGUUCUAUAAAGUGUCGGUCUUCCUCUGCUGCACUCUGCCAUCUCCUCCCCUUGCAUUGCUUGCUCCAUGUGGAGUCACUUACUACUCCAUUGCACUAGCUACCCAAGCCAGUGAUCGGAUCCAUUCUAGCUGGUGGUCUGUAAACUAGCUAGCUAGCUAGCCAGACAAGUCGGUCGAUCGCUGGCCGGCAAUGGAGGCGGGGACGUGGGCGGUGGUGGUGGCGGCGGUGGCCGCGUACAUGGCGUGGUUCUGGCGGCUGUCGCGGGGGCUGAGCGGGCCGCGGGUGUGGCCGCUGCUCGGCAGCCUGCCGGGGCUGGUGCAGCACGCCGAGGACAUGCACGAGUGGAUCGCGGCCAACCUGCGCCGCGCGGGCGGCACGUACCAGACCUGCAUCUUCGCGGUGCCCGGGGUGGCGCGCCGCGGCGGGCUGGUCACCGUCACGUGCGACCCGCGCAACCUGGAGCACGUCCUCAAGGCCCGCUUCGACAACUACCCCAAGGGCCCAUUCUGGCACGCUGUCUUCCGGGACCUGCUCGGCGACGGCAUCUUCAACUCCGACGGCGACAUGUGGGUCGCGCAGCGCAAGACGGCCGCGCUCGAGUUCACCACGCGCACACUCCGGACGGCCAUGUCCCGUUGGGUGUCGCGCUCCAUCCACCUCAGGCUGCUGCCCAUCCUGGACGGGGCGGCCGCCGGCAUGGCGCACGUCGACCUCCAGGACCUCCUGCUCCGCCUCACCUUCGACAACAUCUGCGGCCUGGCGUUCGGCAAGGACCCCGAGACGCUCGCGCCGGGCCUGCCGGAGAAUGCGUUCGCCUCGGCGUUCGACCGCGCCACGGAGGCGACGUUGAACCGCUUCAUCUUCCCGGAGUGCCUGUGGCGGUGCAAGAAGUGGCUGGGCCUCGGUAUGGAGACCACGCUGGCCCGCAGCGUCGCGCACGUUGACCAGUACCUCGCCGCCGUCAUCAAGGCGCGCAAGCUCGAGCUCGCGGGCAACGGCAAGUGCGACACGGUGGCCACGCACGACGACCUGCUCUCCCGGUUCAUGCGCAAGGGCUCCUACUCGGACGAGUCGCUGCAGCACGUGGCGCUCAACUUCAUCCUCGCCGGCCGCGACACCUCCUCCGUUGCGCUCUCCUGGUUCUUCUGGCUCGUGUCCACCCACCCCGCCGUGGAGCGCAAGAUCGUGCGCGAGCUCUGCGCCGUGCUCGCCGUGUCCCGCGGCACCCACGACCCGGCAUUGUGGCUGGCAGCGCCCUUCACCUUCGAGGAGCUCGAUCGCCUGGUCUACCUCAAGGCGGCGCUCUCAGAGACCCUGCGCCUGUACCCCUCCGUCCCCGAGGACUCCAAGCACGUCGUCUCCGACGACCACCUCCCGGACGGCACGUUCGUCCCGGCAGGGUCGUCGGUGACGUACUCCAUAUACUCGGCGGGGCGCAUGAAGACGGUGUGGGGGGAGGACUGCCUUGAGUUCCGGCCGGAGCGGUGGCUGUCCGCCGACGGCACAAGGUUCGAGCCGCACGACUCGUACAGGUUCGUGGCGUUCAACGCCGGGCCGAGGAUCUGCCUCGGCAAGGACCUGGCCUACCUGCAGAUGAAGAACAUCGCCGGCAGCGUGCUCCUCCGCCACCGGCUGUCCGUCGCGCCGGGCCACCGUGUCGAGCAGAAGAUGUCGCUCACGCUCUUCAUGAAGCACGGGCUCCGGAUGGAGGUGCGCCCGCGCGACCUCGCUCCGGUCAUCGACGAGUUCCGUGGCUUGGACGUUGCAAGGCUGGCCACGGCGCCCUGCGCGUAGAAGAUCCGGAGACCUUCCGUGCACCAAGAUUCGUGCUGCCGCCGAGGACACGCUGGACAUUGCAUGUGUAGAUAUGGGUACAAGACAGUAAGUAAAUUAAAUGGGCUGGUGAGAACAAUCAAGUCGCUUCUUUCCGGAUUUGCCAUUCUGAUAAGGGAGAUCGGGAAAUUUUGCAAAAUGGCAAGAUCUAGCUGGACUUGGAUCUCAGCACAAGGGGUGGGAAAAAACACAGAGAAGCCAAACAGAGAGUGUGAGUAAUAAUUUGUGAUGUAUCCACGGUGGAGACCUCUACAGAUUUGUUCGAGGCAGUUCGUGUUGGUGACCGGCCAACUGUUCUACUAUAUUCUUUGAAACUUUCUUUCGUUUUUCAAGUCUAAUAUAUUCUAUUCUGUUCCUAGCUAGAGAGUUGUUUAAUUUGUUCCAAGAAACAUGUAAGUAAACGUCGUUGUA
Molecule: messenger RNA, 2360 nt
Organism: Phragmites australis (common reed)
Lineage: Eukaryota; Viridiplantae; Streptophyta; Magnoliopsida; Poales; Poaceae
Product: cytochrome P450 86A2-like
Exons: 1
Coding region: 306-1910 (534 amino acids)
Molecular function (GO): oxidoreductase activity, acting on paired donors, with incorporation or reduction of molecular oxygen; monooxygenase activity; iron ion binding
Source: RefSeq, a predicted model, not a curated record